GCGAGCGGCUCGCGAUGCCGCACAGCUAUGAGUCCUCCGAGUUUCGCAAUACGGGACCUCCUCCCGGAGGCCUCGUCCCGCUCGCCCUCGCCCUCCGACACGGAGCUCGACGUCACCGGCACCGAGACCCCGCCGCCCGGCUCCUCCAGGACCGACGACAAGAAGAACGAGAAGCCGGCCUACAGCUACAACGCCCUCAUCAUGAUGGCGAUCCGCAGUAGCCCGGAGAAGCGCCUGACGCUGAACGGCAUAUACGAGUACAUCAUGAAGAAUUUUCCCUAUUACAAGGAAAACAAGCAGGGCUGGCAGAACUCGAUUCGCCACAACCUGAGUUUGAACAAAUGUUUCGUGAAAGUUCCGCGGCACUACGACGACCCGGGGAAGGGAAACUACUGGAUGCUGGACCCGUCCUCCGACGACGUGUUCAUCGGGGGCACGACGGGGAAGCUGCGCCGGCGGUCGACGGCCGCCUCGCGCUCGCGGCUGGCGGCGUUCAAGAGAGGUGCAUUUCUCCACCCGAUGCUGGGAAACCCGUACGCGUCGCUGGUGGGCCUGUACCCGCCACUGCUGUCGGUGUACGGCAGGUACGCUCUCCCCGGGCCGCUGCUGCGGCUACCCCCGCCGCCGCCCAGCCCGUACCACCAGCUGUACCGUCGGAUACAGGGCUUGACGCCGCCCGUCAGCCCGUCCGAGCGGGACCCCGAACCGCAUUUAGUAAAGCAUAGUUGAUCGCGUUGUUUUCUCCCUGUAUCCUCGUGAUAUUGACUAGAAGACGGCGCUCCGAUAUUUCGCUGCCCCCUACGGCUGCCCCCUAUAAGUGUCAGACUGUGAUAGCUCGAACUCGUGUGUAUAAUGUUUGUAAAAAUUGGUAACUCUAUUUAUUUAUUAAUGUAAUAUAAUAUAUUAUUAUAACUUAAGAAACUAGGUGUAAGUCA
Molecule: messenger RNA, 935 nt
Organism: Aricia agestis (brown argus)
Lineage: Eukaryota; Metazoa; Arthropoda; Insecta; Lepidoptera; Lycaenidae
Product: fork head domain transcription factor slp2-like
Exons: 1
Coding region: 28-729 (233 amino acids)
Biological process (GO): regulation of transcription by RNA polymerase II
Cellular component (GO): nucleus
Molecular function (GO): DNA-binding transcription factor activity; sequence-specific double-stranded DNA binding
Source: RefSeq, a predicted model, not a curated record